Messenger RNA from Diorhabda carinulata, 526 nucleotides. It is a transcript of the gene Sdhaf3, whose product is annotated as succinate dehydrogenase assembly factor 3, mitochondrial. The coding region runs from base 115 to 474 and encodes 119 amino acids. Lineage: Eukaryota; Metazoa; Arthropoda; Insecta; Coleoptera; Chrysomelidae. Gene Ontology annotation, biological process: mitochondrial respiratory chain complex II assembly; succinate metabolic process. The record is from RefSeq and is a predicted model, not a curated record. The transcript has 2 exons. Gene Ontology annotation, cellular component: mitochondrial intermembrane space; mitochondrion.
UCACAUAACCUAAACAAUGUUUUAUUAUGUAGAUACAUAGGGAAGAGACUUUGAAGAAUAUUAUGUAAAGUUGGAAUGUAAAUUAUUCGUCGAAAAUAAAAUUUCUCAAAAGGCAUGACUUAUACGCACGUCCAACGAGUAAGAAUUUUAUAUAAAACUAUAUUGAAAUUACACAGAAGUUUACCAAAUGAAUUGCAAAUUAUCGGCACUAACUAUGCUAGAGAAGAAUUCAAAAGACACAAACGAUGCAGUCGGAACGAGGCAAACAUUUUUAUGAACGAAUGGACGAAUUACGCAAUAACUUUGGCUAAACAGUUAGGUCUGAGAGGUCCUCAAACAGGCACCAAAAAAAUCGGUUCUGCUCUGGCUCCAUCGGCGCUAGAUCAAUUACGUGAUGAUCAGAUUAUACAAUUGUACGAAUUGAAGGAGGAAUCUUCGAGAGCCAAAAAUACGGAAGGAACUGCUGAGACAUAAUCGAGAAAAAUAAAUACAAUACUGUAGAAACGGAAAUAAAUUAUUAAUCGAU